GUGUCAGUAAACAAACGUCGCUGUAAGUGGAAGUGAGCUGUUGGUGCUGCUGCUGCUGCUGUUGCAAUGAUGGCACCAUUUUCGAUCACCUGGCUGGGAGUGGGAAUGAUCCUGGUCGUAGUGCUGCUGCAACUGGUGGCAUCCCAGGACUGCCAGCUGCAAUUGGAGAACGACAUGGACGCGGAGGAGGAGCCGUGCGUGAAUUUUCAUCAGCAUGCCUGCGGAAAUUGGUAUGCGAGCACUUCGCAGCGCACUCUCGGUGCCCAUGACAUGCGAUCCAAGUGGGUGGCAAAUCUAAAGCUGCAGCUCAUCCGAUCUCUAGAGGAAUCCUCACCCACCAACUCUACUAGCUCAACCUCCUCAACCAACCAGUUGGCCACGUUCUACAGGAGCUGCUUGUCGAGUGGCCAGUCGAUAAGAACCUACACCGAUGCACUGGCCCAAAGUGGUGCCAACUUCCCGCUGCUGACCAACAAUAGCGGCUCCUUCGAUUGGGUGCUGGCCAAUGCCGGGCUGCGAACGUAUGGAGCACAGGGUUUGUGGAGACUCUUGGUGCAGGACAACUGGCAGUCGGCGGAUCAGCGGAUCUUCUACAUGCUGCCACCCAAGUUCGAGCUACUGGGCCGCGAUGAUGAACUGAAUGAGUUCCUGUAUCAGCGUUAUCUGAAGAUUUUGCUCCUGGAAUUGGGCCUGCGAGUGCGUAGAGCUGCGCUGCUGGCCGAGAAAUUGGUUGCGUUCGAGAAGAGUCUGCAGAAGCUAUUGCCCAACGAUGUGGAACAGACGUUGGUGUUGCGCAAACCCGAGAGCCUCAAGGACUUGGAGCAGCAGCUGCCCGGCUUGCAGUUGAAACGAUACUUCGAGACGAUUCUGCAGGGCAUCGAUUGGGAUUCAACGAGCCUGCUGCUGGUGGCGGAUGUGGAGUAUCUACAGGGUCUGCAGAGAUUACUGGCGGAGCAUACGUUGGAUCCCACGAUCAUGUCCACGUGGCUGCUCCUGCAGUUACCCGCAUACUUUGAAUUGCGAUUGCACGACGACGAUAAGUUGAGCAGCCAGCGGGAACAUUGCCUGGAACAGUUGAGGAAACUAAUGCCCGGACAACUGGGACGACUGCAAAUGCAAUUGGUCCUGGGUGAAUCGUAUCAGGAUGUGUAUGACACGGCCAUACAGCAGAUAGCCGUGCUAUUUCGAGAUCUGAAACAGCAAUUUGAGUUGGUGCUGAAUGAAACGGAGGUCUUUCACGACGAUUUGGUCACCCGCAACUUGGCUCGUGAUAAACUGAGGGCCAUGCGUUUGCUAACGCCUCGUCUGCAGGAUCCCAAUACCAAUACCAAUCCCAAUCCCAAUCCCAAUCCCAAUCCCAAUUCCAAUCCCAAUCUCAAUGGUGCUGCUGGCACGCCCCUGCUGGGCGGCAAUUGUGAUGAGAACCUAUUGCAGUUGUCACUUAGCCAAGCCAAAUUGGAAUUCCGGCAGGUAUUCGGUGAGCCAGUGACCUCGGCGCCAGCGGAUCCGCUGUCCGUGAAUGCCUACUAUCGCCUCAAGUUGAAUCGCAUUGAGUUGCCGCUCGGCCUGAUGGCCACGCCCCUCAUCCAGCAGCAGCAGUGCUCCUCGCAGGCGGACACGAUGGCCAAACUAUCCGCCGGAUUGGGCUACAUCCUGGCCCACGAAAUGGUUCACGCCUUCGACUACGAUGGCCUUAAUUACGAUGCCAUCGGCCAGUUGGCCAAUGGCCAGUGGCCGGCCAGGGCGAUUAUACGUUUUAGCCUGAGAGCCGGUUGCUAUUUGGGCGAACGGUACAGUAAUGCCACGCUAACCAUCAACGAGAACAUCGCCGAUACGGAGGGUCUUCGCUUGGCCCUCGACACAUAUCGCCGUCGAAGUGGCGACGCUGCACAUUUGCGCACCUUCUUCGUGGCCUUUGCCCAAAAUUGGUGUGGCACGGUGGCCAGUACGACGGGCUUGAGUCGACAUGCCGGACACGCGGAGCGGGUUAAUAAUGUCCUCGGCAACAUGCCGGAGUUCGGGGACACCUUUCAGUGCCAGGCCAGCAGCCGGAUGAAUCCCAUCGGCAAGUGCCGCAUUUGGUAAAUGUCUACUAGCAUUUAUGUUUAAAACUGAUGUAAAAAUGUUAUAAACUAAUCGACACAGAAAUAAAUUAGACUGUAGCCUGAAAUUAACGAGAAA
Messenger RNA from Drosophila santomea, 2181 nucleotides. RefSeq names its product neprilysin-1. The transcript has a single exon. Bases 67 to 2085 code for a protein of 672 amino acids. NCBI's taxonomy places the organism in Eukaryota, Metazoa, Arthropoda, Insecta, Diptera, Drosophilidae. Gene Ontology annotation, biological process: protein processing. Gene Ontology annotation, molecular function: metalloendopeptidase activity. Gene Ontology annotation, cellular component: plasma membrane. The record is from RefSeq and is a predicted model, not a curated record.